Prorocentrum cordatum is the source of this 2415-nucleotide messenger RNA. Lineage: Eukaryota; Dinophyceae; Prorocentrales; Prorocentraceae. The record is from the annotation of a GenBank genome assembly.
AUGGCUCGUUGCUGGGGAGCGGCGGACGGAGUGGCCCAGUUCGCGUCGUGGAACACCAGGGCCUUCGCCAGCUACCAGCCGAGGCUCAUCAAGAAGAAGCUGCGCUACCUGCGGACGCACUGGCGGGGGCCAGUCGUACUUGGGAUGCAGGAGACGCACGCGGGGUUGGAGACCAUGCAGCAGCUGCUUGGUCGUUCGGCCCGAGAUUUUGUUUGCUUUGCUUCAUCACCAAUCGGAGCUCUUUCUGAUGCGGGCGGGGUAGCCACUGUCUUCCCUGCGCAGACGAGUGGCGACCGCAUCGCAUACAUCCCGUUCGACGCUGUCCCUGGCCGCGCUCUCAAGGUGUCGGCCCUCAAGUCAGGCGCUGAGCUCCGCCACUGGAACGUGCACAACCACGGCUUCACAGCGGAGGUGCGCUCUCGCCUUCUUCAACAGAUUCGAGCUGACCUCGCAUGGGCACACGCCGACCCUGCUGCCCGCGCUGCGGUGGUGGUGGGCGACUUCAACUACGGCGACGUCAUGGAGCAGGAGGUGUUCAGCGCACAGCGACGCGCCUGGCUGUGGACCUUGCUCCUGCCCGAGCGACGCACUGGCAUCAAGCUCUGGCAAUCUGCUGCGGUGUGCGGCGAGCCAAGGGAGCUACACAUCAAUGAGGUGAGCGACCACGCGAUGGUCAUCGCAUCAGUUGCGCCGAGGGCGCUGCGGCCCCGCUCGCUGGGCCCCGCCCCCAUCCCAAGAAGGCUGGUCAUGAUGCCGCGCUUCCGCGAGAUCGCGGAGCUCUACUGCGCGGAGGUGAGCUGGGACAAGCUGGCGGCGGCCAAGCUCCUGCAGUCCGAGCUGCCGGCGACGAACGGGGGCGCGAAGGGCCCCAACGCCAUGAUCUGGAGGCAACUGGCCCGUGCAUUCUGGCGCCAGGACGCUGCGCUGGCGAGGGUGGUGAUGGCGCAGAACCCCCGGGCGCAUGACGCGGUCGAACUGGGGCCGCUGGGCCAGCCGCACCAGGUGACGCUCAAGGACCCCGCCGAGUUCGAGCGCCGCUACACGUUGGCCCAGCGACGGGAGGCAACUGCAUGCAGGCGGGAGGCGCAGGAGGAAGCCGAGGCGGAGUCGGCGGAGGAGCUGCGCAAGCGCUUGAUCGCGCAAGUUCGCGCUCUCCAGCGGCGUGCACAACUGUGGGCCCCUCGGGGUGCCAGGCAGCACCUGGCCGCGGUGGACCUCCCCCAGGGCGCAGUGACCGCGCAAGAGGGCAUGGCGGAGGCGCUGGCAGCGCACUGGAAGCCUGUCUUCGACCCGCCCAAGGACGCAGCCUCCGAGAGGAGGAAGGCGAGGAUGCAGAAGCUGUACCUCGAGCGCUUCGCCACGCCGGCCCCCGAGUGGGACGCGCCCCCUCCGCCUGGCCCUGAGGCUCUGCGCCAGGCAGUGACCCGCGCUAGGCCCGCGGCGCCUGGCCCUGACGGCCUCCCCGCUGCGGCGUGGGGAGCGACGAAGCAGGGGAUAGAGAUUCUCUAUCGUGCGUCGGUCUGGCUUCGCUCGGGAUACCCGAUGAGAUCCGAUUUCAACUGCGCCAUUGGGCGCGGGCACACUCCGUGGCCGAGCUUCUGGAUUGAGCCCCCGCUAGCCUGGAACCUCCGCUGCGCGGCGGAGGCUGCGGACGAGCUUGGCCUCCUCGCCGCCCCCGCCCGCGCGGGCCUCGCCUUCCUGCGCGAUCGCCAGUCGGCACAGCAGGAGGCCUUGGCGGCGGGCAGGCCUUCCAUGUCCAUCAAGACUCAGAGGACCGUGAUGUUCAAGUUCUGCAUGCCGUCUGGGCCAGGAAGGUGGCCACUCUACCUUUUUGGCCACGGUGCAGGGUGUGAUGCAGAGGACUACCAGUAUUUUUGCCAGUUCGCAGCCACGGCGCUGAUCUAUCAGAAAUCCCCGGCGGGAUCUUUCUUCCCAGCAGACUUUGAUACUCAGGGGGAGGCGCUCGACGCCGCCUUUCUGGCGUCGAGGCUGCCCUGGCUCUCGCGGGCAGUGCCAGCGUCGCCCUUCUUCGGUAAGCUGGACGGUACCGUCGUCUUGGGCGGCCACUCCAUGGGGGGAGGUAUGAGUGUGUUGUCCGUUGGCAUGGAUGCAGCUCCUGUGAGCGGCUUGGCGGUGUUCGCGCCUGGGCUCUACACCAAACCCGACGCCACGCCUUACUUGGCCAACAUCACGGUGCCUGCACUUGUAGUGUCUGGAUCCAUGGACUGUGGCCAGAACGCUCUGGACAAGCAAGCGCAGCCAGCGUUCGAUGGACUUGGGUCCAAGACAAAAGUUCUGUUAGUGCUAAGGGGCGCAAAUCAUUGUCAGUGGACCCAGCCAUUCGAGAAGGGCUUUGGCAUCCAGCUUUGGGGAAUGAGUGCCACUCAAUCGCAAGGGCAGUGCAGCAUCAGUUAG